GGGACUCACACGUAUUUAGCCAUGGCUCCAAGUGAAGUGAGGAAGUAUUUCGAAAAUAAGGCAGACGAGGGUUUAGCAAUAUGCAAUGUAUGCAAUAACUCUCUUUAAAACAAUAGACUUUCGAAUUUAAAAACACACUUAAUAAAACAACACAAAAUUAAUUUAAACGUGCAAAAUCUUGAAAAUAUUGAAACGUCAUCCACGAGUUCCUUAAUUAAAACAAUCAGAAAAAAAAAACUAAAAUAGAAGUUAAUAAAAAACAACUAAUAAGAUCCUAUAUAGGACUGGUAACAGAAGACAGCAUCCCUUUUAAUGUCUUAAAUUCACCAAAUAUGAGGAAUAUUCUCGAUCCAAUAUGCGAAGGCCUGAAGACUGCGGAUGGCAAAAUAAUGAAAUUAAAUGCAUUAAACUGCAAAAAAACACUCGAAGUUGUCGCAAAUAAUAUAAGAUCUCACAUAACAAGUGAACUUAAGAGCACAUUAUUGUCCUUAAAAAUAGAUAGUGCAACCCGAAUGUCCAGAAAUAUUUUUGGAAUAAGUGCACAAUACAUAAGAGCUGCUCAAAUAAAAUCAAUUAUUCUGGGGAUGAUUGAAUUAAAUGGUGCAGGAUCAAGUGGAUCUAAUAAUCUUGCCGCCGAAGUAAUCAAAGUCCUCAACUGAUAUAAUAUAAAUUUAAAUCAAAUUGUUUCCAUUACUUCUGACAACGGUGCCAAUAUGGUUAAAACUACAAAUAUUUUAUCAUAUCUUUCUGAACAAAACAAUGAAGAGGACGACGAAGAGUGCACCAACGACGAUUAUAUACAAAAAAUUGAGUUCAUGGAAAAAGUGCCCUAUGUAUUAAUAGGUAAUAUUCAAGUUUGUCGUUGUGCUGCACAUACAGCACAGCUGGUUGCGAUUGAUGUAAAUAAAUCACCGGACAUACUUAAGUUCAUACUCAAUUGUCGAAAUUUGACAAAAUACAUAAGAAAAGCAUCGAAUGGAUAUCGCGAAACUUUUGAGCUCAAAAAAUUGAAAAUGCCACAACUAGAUUGUCCAACCAAGUGGGGAUCUACCUACACAAUGCUACAAAACUUGUUGGAAGCUAAGGACUUGUUAAGAAAAAUUGAAUCGGUCAAAAACAAAACGGAUGAGGAUAAUUUUGACAUGGAUUCCUCGUUUUGGGAUUUUAUUGAGACGUAUUGCAAUGUUUUUAGUCCCUUGCAAAAAUCAAUAAAAAAAUUUCAAGAGGAGCAAUUUCAUUACAGUAACUUUUACGCCCAAUGGCUAAAGCUUAAAAUUUCAACAGAAAAAAUGGUAAAGGAUUCAACUCAGGAUUUAACAAAAACUAUCGGAAAUAAAAUUUUGAAUUCUAUAGAAAUACGAACAAAAACAUUGUUAUAUAAUAAAUUCGUAGUUUCUUGCUUGUUUCUGGAUCCUCGCUUUCAACAUAUAUUGUCAUUGCAACAAAAAAGUGAUGCUAUAAAUCAUUUGAAAUCUAUUUGGGACAGAUUAUAUAAUCUAAACCCUCUUGGCCAUAUGUGCUCAACUCCGAAUUCCAGUUUUAAUCAAAUGAACAAUUACAUUUUUGACGAAGAAGAUGAGUUGUUAGAAGCAUAUUUAUCGCAAGGCGUUCAUUCGGAAGUGAACAGUAUAUACGUAUAUACAAAAAUUGAAAAUCUUCAACUUUCGUAUCAAAGGAUUGAUAUAGACAUGGUAUCGUAUUGGAAAGGUAAACAGGAUACCGAUCAGGAGUUGUACGUAAUAAGUAAUGUUUGCUUUGCUGUACCGCCAACUCAGGUUUCGAUUGAACGAGCAUUCUCCACUCUGAGACUGGUGCUUACCGACUACCGCAAUCGUUUAAGCCAGGAUGUUCUUGAGAACAUAUUGGUGGUUAAGUUAAAUCCCAGCUUUUUGGAUGUGGCCAUUGACACCUUGCCACUAUUUGAAAAUGAAAAUAAAUAA
Molecule: messenger RNA, 1940 nt
Organism: Drosophila kikkawai
Lineage: Eukaryota; Metazoa; Arthropoda; Insecta; Diptera; Drosophilidae
Source: RefSeq, a predicted model, not a curated record